Molecule: messenger RNA, 1422 nt
Organism: Rhopilema esculentum
Lineage: Eukaryota; Metazoa; Cnidaria; Scyphozoa; Rhizostomeae; Rhizostomatidae
Source: RefSeq, a predicted model, not a curated record
UGCCGAUGUAAACAAUUUUGGUGGGAAAUUUAAUUUUUUUACAAAACAGAUGAGAAAAUUUAGAAAUGGCAACAAGUUCCUGGCCCAUAUUAUCUGCCUCUUUAGAGUUCACCGCACAGUACAAGCUGCCAGUCCAAUUUGAUACUGCAAUACAAAUCCAUUUGACGAACGAAUCCCAUCGAGAUGAGGACGAAGCUUUCAGCAAAGUUGUCACGUUGCCGACGAGCAUUCUGGUUGUAAGAAUUUAUGGGUGUACAAAUCUUUCACAUGCUGACUUCAAAAUAGUUGAUGACAUAUUGGUCUAUGCACGUGUGAUAUCUGGAGCACUGGGGAAAAGUACACACCAUACAACAUUCGCAAAGGGGAAGCCUGUAUGGAAUGAAUAUCUAUUCUUUCCUGUGCAACUCACUGGAAAUCCAAAAUCAAAAUCAAAUAAGCUUACUGUUUUGAUCAUAUGGCGAGAUGAAGCUCAGGACAAGAAAACUGGAGUAUCGAGUCAUAAGCUUCUAGGGAAAGCUGAAUUUCUGCUAUACAAAUUAGCAAGGCACAUCAAAAUAUUCGAGACUAUUGACAUCACAAACAGAAAGCAACAGAACGUUGGCCAGCUUCAGAUUGAAAUGGCUUUGGUCUCUGGUCCUUUUGGAUUUGGUCAGGCGUUUCAGAUCGAAAACAAUCUACAUUCUCCUGAAGAAAUGGUGAAAUGUUCUUUAUACCCAAGAAUAGCGCCAUCUUAUGAAAGAUUUCACUGCAGAGGCCUCGCCGUUGUUCCAAGAAAAGUGCAGCCAUCUUCGAUAAUUCCUUUCAACAACAGAACCAAGAACUUUGAACCGACAAUCAGUGAAACACACGGAAUGAAGCCACUAUUGCAUACACAGAAGUCUUUCUCAGUAUUAGCCAGUCGCUUAACAAGACUUCCAGCACUGCAUAGUGGAUUCCUUCAGCAAAAAACGAGAACGUCAAGAAUUGCUUACUUGCGUGGAACUCUUCGAUAUUUGGACAAGGUUGACAACCAUCUAAGCCUAAACGAAGCAAACGAGAAGCCUGUAAAUCAGGCAGCACCAGCUAAGCAGAAAAAUGACAGUUGCAAAGAAGCACAGGCUCAAUCAGCAGAUAUUGUCAGCCUGAACGACGGACUUCAUGUCAUUUCAGAGGAUCAGGAGCUAGAGGAUAAAGAAGAUACAGGAUCCAUCCCGCAUUUUCUGGAAAGCAUUAAACAGCUAGAAGAAUCUCGCAGCCACUCUUCUACAGUCAGAUCCGCGUCAGUGUCAUCAUCCCUUCACUCGGUUGACCUUACACCUGAGUACUACACCAGGAAGCACUUUAGAAGUUCUAGCCUGCUUGGAGCCCUGUUCAAGAGCACAGCAUACUUAGACGAAUAGGAAGAGCCUUUCACUCAUUAAAUCUCUCUCAACAUUCCGUAAU